AAUUGAAGAAUCGGAUUACGAGAAAGGAUGGAAUUACGCCAGCGAAAUAUAUCACGAGAUGUAGAUGAUAUUAAAGCUAGCAUUAGAAGGAAUAUGCUGAAAGACGUUAAAGCUGAUUGGUUGAUUGAUAAGAAGUCGCAGUAUCUGGGUUUUCGACAUUGGUUAUUGAUUUUAACAGUUAUUAGUGGGAUUUAUGGAUUUGUCGUUUAUCAAGAUAAUCGAAUGCCUGAAGUUAAGCCGGCAGGACAGUAUAAUGAAUUCUCGGAAGAAAGAGCACGAUUGUUGCUGCAAUCACUUACAGACCUUGGGCCACGUACCAGUGGUUCGGAAAAUUGCGAAGUGCAUGCAUUUAAACUUAUAAAUGAUAGGUUGAAAAAUGCAGAAGCAGAAGUUGAGGCUCGAGGUGUGAAUCGCUUAGAGAUUGAUGUUCAACGUCCAUCCGGAUGCUUUAAUCUCGGAUUCCUGUCAUCAUUUACCUUAUGCUACCACAAAAUAACCAAUAUUAUUGCACGGAUUGGACCAAAGGUUCCACCAAAACAUUCCAUUCUACUAAAUUGUCAUUUCGAUACGUUUCCGGGUUCACCUGGUGCUACCGAUGAUGCCGUGAGCUGCGCGGUUAUGAUGGAGAUUAUGGAUAUCUUAUCUCAUUCAAAAGAAUCUCUCCAAAAUGAUAUAAUUUUUCUUUUCAAUGGAGCUGAGGAAAAUUUUUUGCAAGCAUCACACGGUUUCAUUACACAACACCCGUGGCGACAUUCCGUUCGAGCAUUUGUAAACUUAGAGGGUUCUGGCGCUGGUGGCCGUGAAAUACUGUUUCAGGCUGGACCAGGAAAUUCUUGGCUUUUGCAUACCUAUUUGGAAAAUGCACCUCAUCCGCACUGUAGUGUUUUAGCGCAAGAAAUAUUUCAAGCUGGGAUUAUACCAUCUGAUACAGAUUUUCGGGUUUUCCGAGAUUUCGGUCGUAUUUCAGGUCUCGAUAUUGCUUAUUUUCGAAAUGGGUGGGUUUAUCACACGGAGUUUGAUACUCCAAAAUACAUCACUCCAGGAUGUAUUCAAAGAGCUGGUGAGAAUCUGCUUGCCGUUGCUAAGGCUUUGGUAAAGUCGCCAUAUCUGGAUCAACCAGGUGAUUUUGAGCAAGUUUUGGUCGUUAUUGCUUAUCGCAUCAGAAAAGGAUUUUAUAAUUUGAUGGAUUUAUUUAAAGCAGUUCUUGGUCAUAUUAUCGCAGCGGCUGUCAUGUUAGCAACAGGCGCAUCAAUUGUCUUAGCAGUGACCAAACUCGACAUGAUAAUGUGCUGGUAUUCACUUCCAGAACUUGCUUUCCCUCUCUACAUAUUUCCUCUUCUCAUCGCCGGUUGUGCUACCCAUACGAUCUUAGCUCAAUUACAUAAAAGACCUAAUCAAGAAAUGGUACAUUUGGAUGGUGUUUUAUUGUUGUUUUCAACAUGGCUGGCACUUGCAACAUUCGCUGGUAUUGCUGGUGCAUCCUUUUUACUUUACAACUCUUUCUUUUUAUUGCUUCGUGAUCCAUUGCUUUGGCUUCUGGGAAGGAUGCGGAUUAUAACAAGGAUUUCUCCGGAAUGGUUGUUAUUUACUCAACUGCUGUGUACUAUUCCUGUGAUGGUAUUCGAUGCUUAUUCAGCAAUGUUACUUUUUGACUUCUUCGUUCCGGUUACAGGACGUAUGGGUGUAGUAGUUAAUCCCGAAUUAAUUAUCGUGCUAAUGAGUCUCUUUGUUGCAUUAUGCUUUGUUCUUUUUACGAGUAAUCUACUGUAUGUCAGCCGUCGCAUGGAUUAUCUCCUAAAAUGUGGUUUAAUGUUGUAUUGCCUGUUUUUUAUGGCCUUGUUUACUACAAGGCUUGGCUGGCCUUAUAAAUAUUCCGAAGAAAGCCCUCGUCUGAGACGCCUUAUUACAUUGGAUACCGAACGUUCAAUUUAUCCUUUCCAAAGUAACAUAUCAGUGCAGGAACAUGCAUUAUUUGUACAAACAUUAGAUUAUCGUGGUAUCACUGACCUACCUGAACAUACUUUUUUAACCGGAAACAAUGAACCUAACUGCACUGGCAUCAAGGACGAGUAUUGCCGUCUUCCAUAUUAUACAGCUAUUCAUCAGCUGUUCCCUCCACGGGAAUCUCGUUGGAUACCAUUACCUGGCCAUCCACGGAUAGCUAGUCCUAUCAAAGUCAACAAUGUCGAGAAACAUUUGUUGUCGAAAUCUGAGUUGCGGUUAAGUUUUACGAUUUUGGGUGGUGUUGAUAAAAUGUCAUUACACUUGACACCUAUGGACGAUAUUGAAAUUGAUAGUUGGUCAUUUACAAAGUUCCAGUCUGAUGCUUUUAGUAAGCGCAAUACUUAUUUCGUUUUCCUUACAUAUGGUGCCGAAGCUCCAAAGGAACGGAAUUUCUGGGUUGUUCUUAAAAGGAGACGAACGGAUUUCAAUGAUUUGGAUAUCAGCAAGAUGCCGGUGUUGGAAAUAUCAGUGGCCACACAUUACGCUCAUGGGCCUUAUCAGUAUUCCGACACUCUUACGCAACUCCGAUCAUUAAUUGAAUCACGGCGAAAGACACCACAUUUGGCUAUAGGUUGGUGGAGAUGGGCGAUUACAACAACUGCUGCGGUCUCUGAAAUUGUGGUGCACACAUUUUAAGUCGAUUAAAAGAAUGAUUUGCAUGAUGUUGCAUUUAUAUAAUGCAAAUUCAUCGAUGGUUGUGCAAAAGUCUGGUAGGAACGUCUUGAAAAUAUAGAUCAAUUGAACAGUCAAAUCGAUUCCGU
Loa loa (African eye worm) is the source of this 2765-nucleotide messenger RNA. RefSeq lists its product as hypothetical. Gene Ontology annotation, biological process: proteolysis. The coding region runs from base 28 to 2640 and encodes 870 amino acids. The transcript is spliced from 19 exons. Gene Ontology annotation, molecular function: metalloexopeptidase activity. NCBI's taxonomy places the organism in Eukaryota, Metazoa, Nematoda, Chromadorea, Rhabditida, Onchocercidae. The record is from RefSeq and is a predicted model, not a curated record.